AUGGUCUCUAUGGUCGAGGCUUCCAAUCCUGAGCACAAUGACAUGGUCAUGGACCCUGUUGUACCCAAGUCCGAACCCUUACCGGACGGCUCGAUCAGUUCGAAUGUGUCAACGCCAGAUCCUGAAGUCGAAGCCUUGACCCAAGACCCUGCGCAGACUCAGAAACGAAAGGGUGGUCGAAAACCUAUAUACGCCACUUCCGAGGAAAGGAAGCAGCGAAAUAGACAGGCUCAAGCUGCCUUUCGUGAACGUCGUACAGAAUACAUCCGACAGCUGGAGACAACUAUCAAACGCAAUGAGGAGUCCCUACAAAGCCUACAGCAGAGCCAUCGCAGCGCCGCCGAUGAAUGCUUAAUGCUGCGGUAUAAGAACUCCCUACUGGAGCGAAUCUUAUUGGAGAAAGGCAUCGAUGUUCAAGCCGAGUUAAGGCUGAAGACUGGGGCUCCUGGGGCCCAGCCCAAGGCUAACCCCAUGCCAGCCAAGCCGGCCCCAGGUCCCGGGGCGCCUCGUCCCGUCCAAAGGCACCCUGGCAUCGCUUCAAAGCCAGAUGCGUUUGCACUGGGUCAGCGUGAAGGUGCCUAUGCCGUGCCCUCGCCACAGUUCCAGGCUACACCUACUUCUCAUGUAUCCUCACCGUCGCAUGCCAAGUCGCCUGGCUUUGGCUUCCAGGGUGGCAUUUCACCCGUUGGUGUCGAUCAGCAAGGAACUGGACGUCCACAGUUGCUGCCUCAGCCUAGGGCUUUCAAUAAUCAAACGUCGCCACCAGCCAUUAGUAUGCCACAGACAGAUCCAAAUGAUUCGAAAUCACGACUUCCUCGAGGGCAACAGCAGCGGGUUGCCGCAACAUAUUACCCUUCUCCAUUCCAAAAACAUUAUGACCAACUAGAACAAGAGUACGAUGCUCAAGCCGACAUGGUAGACGAAGAUCAAGACGGCUCUGUUAAUCCUCCCUAUGGUGUAGCCGGGUUCACGCCGCAGUCAGUUGCCUCCGGCUCCCAUAAUUUGUCCGGCUUCAAUCCCCCUCCCGGCGGGGACGGAGGGCCCGGAGAUUUCGGAAAUGCGAAUCAAUUGCUGGGCCAGUAUGAACCGAUGCUAGAUAAUGAUCCGUUCGGCCUCAGUGCGAGUAUGCACUUCCCUACGCCGUUCAAUUACGAACAAGGCAACCCUCGCAAUUGA
Penicillium angulare is the source of this 1176-nucleotide messenger RNA. Its product is annotated as bZIP transcription factor. The record is from RefSeq and is a predicted model, not a curated record. Gene Ontology annotation, molecular function: DNA-binding transcription activator activity, RNA polymerase II-specific; transcription cis-regulatory region binding. Lineage: Eukaryota; Fungi; Ascomycota; Eurotiomycetes; Eurotiales; Aspergillaceae. The transcript has 4 exons. Gene Ontology annotation, cellular component: RNA polymerase II transcription regulator complex. The coding region runs from base 1 to 1176 and encodes 391 amino acids.